ACAAAUAGUGCAGUAGAAGCAACUAUCAUAGCCGGUGUGUUAACUCAGUAUUAAAAAAAUCGAAAAUAAUCUUUUAAUUUAAGCAUUGACCGGUGUUUAAAUAAAAUUCUGAUAAUUUUUAUUCUUAAUUAUUCUCAUAUUAAUUCAAGCAAUCUAUGGUGCCCUUCCUUUAAAUUUUGAAUUUUCAAGUGACAUUAAAAAAACGACAAUUUUGAACCGCUCUGUCAAAACAAACAAAACUCUCGACGUCUGUUCUCUUCUAAUAAAAAUACGGAAAAUAUUAAAAUAUCAAUUUAAAUUUUUUUGAAAUAUUUUUCGGAUUUAUUUUCUAGUCGAAAUAGUGUAGUUUUGUUUUUUUGGUGUUUGUAGUGCUUUCGGUAAUUUCGUCGUGCUCAGAAGGAGGUGUUCCAUGCGCAAUAAUUUUCCAAUCUCCCUUCAGCGCUUAUCAACCGUUAAGUUUUUGGCAAAAGAAAUUUCAAAUAGAUUUUCGGGUUUAUUCAGUGAAUAUGAUAAUUAACACAAAUUAAACACUGAGUGUAUGUAAAGAGCCGAGAAGACAAAUUUCAGGUUAAGUGGCAUUACCAACGAUAGCUCUCCAAAUACGUCGUCCGCGGGUUCGUCAUCAUCAUUAGCGGGAAAAGCGGGAGCACCAAUCGGCAGAAAUUAUAAAAAAAUAUAACUUUUACUGAUUUGGGUGCCGCCGGUUUUUUGUGGACUUUGUUAGGUCUCAAAUCGGAGGACCAGAAGCCACCGGACGAAAAUUGCUAAUACUUCAUAAGAAGGAAGACAUCAGCUUAAGAUAUUGAGCCUCGCCUCCAUUCGUCACCAUUUAUUAGAUUAAUCGUGUAGACCCAGAAUGGCAACGCAAGGUGGUGCUUCAAGGCUGGCGCAAAUGCAAAUGCGUUUCCAGCAAAAACAGCAACAAGAACGUGAGCAAAGAAGGCUUGAAUUGACAGGACCUUCUAAACCUACUCUUGAUGGAGGUGACACUAAAUCCCUCAAUUCGACUAUUGGUGCAGGCAAGGUUCGUCAAAUGUUCGAUGAAAGACGUAAGGGCACUGGCAUAGAUAAGAGCUAUCCCCUUAAGCCAAUAGCAGGCCGAACAUCGUCCGGAUCAUCGACCACAACAACAAAAACAACUACUACUACAGUUCGAAAGCAAGUUGGAUCGAUGAAACAGGUUAACGGCAAAGUUAGCACAAUGAAAUCCGAAGUCCGGGAAACGACUGUACACUCAGUUAAUGGAAAUGGCAUUCCCACUAAUGAAUACACAUUAACUACCCAUGAAUAUAUUGAUAACGAAUCAAUGCCAGAUACUCCUGAUGGCAUAACUGCUGGCUUCAAUGGCAAUGUUCCCGAAUUCGCCAAGCUUUCUAUUCAGGACCAUAAUAGAAACGACGACUUCGGUGGGAUUGACGAUACAAACAAUAACAACAAUAGCAUCACUAGCAAGUCCGAGCCAACCAGUAUCAAAUUGAAACCUGUCAUUACGAAGAAAACAGCUCCUCCAUCGCGCCCUACUCCUGCACCACCUGCAACAGUCCGACUGACACCACGUGCUACGAAACCUGCAACGCCAGUGAGUAGAGCAUCUCCUGCUCCAGCACGACCUAAAACAUUCACUAAGACUCCUCCAGGCAGUGCCAGUAGUGGAAAAUCCGUAGUAUCAUCAUCUUCGUCCUCUACACCUAAAGUUGGAUCUCCUGCUAAAUCGAGUCCGCGUCCACCUACUGGACCCAUUCCAGAGAAUAUGGUGCAAUGUAGAAUUUGUGGCCGAAACUUCAACACAGAUCGUAUAGAAAAACAUCAACAAAUUUGUGAAAAAACGACGACCAAGAAACGUAAAGUAUUCGAUGUAGUCAAGCAUCGAGUUCAGGGCACUGAAAUAGAACAGUAUGUUCGGAAAGGUACACGCGUCAGUACACGCCCAACUGUGACAAGUAAAGCGGCAACGGCUGCAGCUAACAAGAAAAACAACUGGAGGAAAAAACACGAGGAAUUCAUUCAAGCCAUCCGAGCAGCGAAGGAAAUGAAGGCUUUCUUGGCGAAAGGUGGAAAGCUAUCUGAUUUGCCACCACCACCGCCAUCCGAAAAUCCUGACUAUAUUCAGUGUCCGCAUUGCCAACGAAGGUUUAAUGAAGGCGCCGCUAGUCGACACAUCCCGAAGUGCGCCAAUAUGCUGCAUAAUAAACCGAAGCCCGGAGCCAAGGCACCACCGAAACGGCGUUAAUUGUGGGCUUACAACGAAAUUCUGUUCUGUUCCUAUUCUAUUCCUUGAACUUUGAGAUAAUUCAAACUAAAAGUAUACUAAAAAAGUCUUAAAAAAAUUGAAAAUAACGAGAGAAGAUCUAACAUUAACCAGGCAAAAAGAAACUCUUGGUAUAUAUUUUCUACUGAUAUUUGUACUAAAACUGAGGAAAACGUUGUACAUUCCAACAAUAUGCCGGUGUCUGUGGCGAUCUCAAACUUUAUUAUCAUUUGUCCCACUAACUCGUUUGAUAAUCGCGACGGCAGACCCAUAUUUUGUAUGUGAUACUUAUAAAAUAAUAAAAUGAUCGAAAUAGUAAUAAAUAUAUUGAAUCAAAAUUAAAAAA
Molecule: messenger RNA, 2594 nt
Organism: Hermetia illucens (black soldier fly)
Lineage: Eukaryota; Metazoa; Arthropoda; Insecta; Diptera; Stratiomyidae
Product: proteoglycan 4-like
Exons: 7
Coding region: 857-2230 (457 amino acids)
Source: RefSeq, a predicted model, not a curated record